Messenger RNA from Rhizoctonia solani, 3990 nucleotides. Its product is annotated as structural constituent of cell wall. The transcript has 13 exons. The coding region runs from base 1 to 3990 and encodes 1329 amino acids. The record is from RefSeq and is a predicted model, not a curated record. Lineage: Eukaryota; Fungi; Basidiomycota; Agaricomycetes; Cantharellales; Ceratobasidiaceae.
AUGUCCGACGCGGGCUCCCCUCUGCAGCUGCGGGACAGCAUGCGUAAAAUGCGAAAGCGCUCCCGUACCGGCUCUGAAGAGGGCGAGAAACUCUCCAAUCAGUCCCACCGCGACGAGAGCGAGCACGAGCACGAACAUGACGAACACGAACAAGAGCACGAACAAGAGUUGGAACACACUCCUUCACACACCAAUCCGAAUUCAGCUACCAGCUCUACCCACAGCUUGAGCAGAUCUGCGGGCUCUCGUCCUGCUAGUCCCUCCCCUUCCACCGACAAGGUCCAACGCAAGCGCUCGCUUGUUAAUCUCUCGUUCCCGCGCAGUCCGAGGAAGAACAAGUCCAAGGGCGAAUCCACACCGUCCAGCCCCCAUACACGAAUCCGUACAUUCUCUUCACCUGACGCCCCCGACGGCACACCAGCACUUGGGUCCGAACCUGGCAAGCUUACUGUACCCAUUCCGGCUCGCCCACGUACAUUGUCCCAUCCUUUGGCAACCAGCCCCAUCAUGCCUUCCAGUCCAGAUAAGGAUACCGAUAACACUCGUCCGAAGUCCGGUCAUAGUAGAGCCGCUAGUUCCCCAGGAACCGGGGCUUUUGGAGCACUCGCAUCUGCGGCCUCGACCUUGGCAGCCAUGGCAGCUACCCAUCCGGGAUCCCUCCCAACUUCCAAGUCCCCCGGCCCAUCUCCCCCUCCAUCCGUUGUCCUUACUCCCCCAGCAGCGGAGACAUCAACUUCUCUACCAACUCAGAUUGUCGAGUCGCCCAUCACUCAUCCAGCACCCUCGGAGCAACCUAGUUCUGCUCCUGACGUCAUCAACACCCCAGAUAUCCCCAUCGUCGAUGGACCCAAAGCGGAAGAGCUUGAUCAACCACGCGACAAGGCUGAUCAAGAUACCAGUCAACGUGAGCAGCCAACCGUGACGCCUUUGAUCGAACGUGAGCAACCUCGUGAGCCAUCCAGCCAAGGUCGAGAGCCAUUGCCGCGUGAGCAAGGCCAUGUUGGCGUCAGGCGCGCAGCAAGUGCCGUCGGAUCAGAAAUGGGAUGGUCCGUGUUGGAGCCCCCUCAAGAAGAGGACGAGACCGAGGAGGAUGUUGGAGCUGGCAAGGUGGAGCAAGAGAAGCAAGUCCAAGUCAGGGUGGAAGAGGUCGUCCCCAGUAUUGCACCGAGCGCCGUAGACGUUCGAGAGCCGAGCAACGCUGAGCAAGUUGUGGAGCUUGAAGAUGCCCCAGCCAAGGCUGAAGUAGCCUCUCUUGAGACUCAAGAAUCGGGAGUCAAGGUCGAAAAGGAUGAUGUUCCCGAGGAGACGACUGCGGAACAUGGUUCCCUCCUAUUGAGCCCCGCUCCUCCAGCUGUCGAUGAGCGCAAGCCGCUCUCUGCCACACAUGAUGGUCAAGAGCUUCACAAUGGGACCUUUGUCAUGUCGCCCGAGGGAACCGAACAAAAUACACCACAGCAGCCCUCCCUUGAACCGACCUCUGAAGGUGGCUUCGCAGGAAUCUUUGUAGACACCCCGCCAAGGGAGGUUCGCCCAACAUGGAUCUCCUCGGUAUCGACGCCCCCGCGUGCGGCUUCGCCUGAGUAUCCCGAGUUCGCGGUUCCUACGACUCCUCCCGCACAGGCCGAGAGGGAGUUGUUCAAUCCUGACCAGUUCUCUACUCCAGAAAACCGAAGGACCUUCAAGUCCUCCACGAGCCCUGGGUCCUCCCAGUUCUCUGAUACCCCUUCGAAAUUCACAGACCUUAACCUUCUCGCCAUCAGGCUCUCAACGAGUAUCUCGACGCCUCCUCGCCCCCAUGAAGAAUCUUACUACCCGGGCGACGCUACUCCUCCGCCUCCCUCUAUGUCUGAGUCUUUCUUCCACCCUCGCAACCUGGAAAAGUUGAGCCCAAAUCGUCUUGAGCGUUCGAUGAGCACGAUGGGUGUAUUUGGUGAUGCGGACCCCGACGGCGCUAGCGUUCAGGAGAGACUCCAAUUUACUAACCCUGGACACAAGCCCUCUCUCGACACCUCUGUCCACGAGAUGAUCAGUCCCAGCGUACAAGGAGAGGAGAAUGAACUCAGGAAGCUCGCAGGUACGGAGCUUAAGGAUUGGUACGAGAGCGAGAAGAGAACGCCCAAGACUGUUCGCAUGAUGUUGCCCGAGACCGAGCGUGCCAUUGCCAGCAACGGCGCAGGCCCUCGCCCUCGUCCGCGUUCGAUGCUCUCUCAAGUCCAAGUGCUUGAACCGGCCGCUGAAAUUCAAGAAUCCGAAGCUUCCAAGACUGUCGAAACGGACGAGGCCCAACCUACUACCCGAGUCCGACAUCGUGCUUCAGCAUCUCAAGAUCAAGUUCAACGUCAGCCUGAGCGCGAAGUCUAUACUUCCGUUCUCUCGCGCCUCAUGUCCCACAUGGACCGCCGCUCCUCCCUCAUGUCUCGCCUCGCCACACGCCUAGGCACUCUGGGUGGUGUAGGUGGCCCACUCCCCGUCGAAAAGCACCCGCGCGAAUGGGUCGCUCAAACUCUCCCGAGCGGCAAGAUUUACUAUGCCCAUCGCCUUGUGGUUGACGAAAUUGACCUUGAAGAUACCCCUGGGACCAAGCCUCGUGCCGUCACUCCCGCAGCAGAGGGUUCGACUACUAAAGUUUUGGUCAUCCCUACCCCCUCGGCACCUCAGCCCGUCACGCUCGUCACGGAUCUCGAUAUGUCCGACCCUGUCACUCACAGCGGGGUCAACUCGUUCGUAGAUAAGAAUUUGCAAGAGCGGGACAUUGACUUGCCUUCUGGAUGGGAGAUUUGGAUUCAUGCCUCGGGAACGAGCGAGAGCCUGUUUGACGGUAGCAAAGCCGAUCGCUGGGACGAGGUGUCCGAGGCUGGGUCCGAACCGGUCGAUCUCGGAUACGGAGCGCCGUGUGUGCUGGUCUGGACGUACGUAUCGCACAAGAGGCGGCGUGUCGGAGCCCAAGGACCGGAGGACAAGCUUGUGACCGGAGAAGAUGCCGAACAUGAUCUCGAAAUGGAACGUCGUUAUUGGGCUUACGUCGAGACCACCCGCACAUGCAGACGUGAAUCCUCGUGCUACGCAAGAAGCUAUCGAAUUGCUAACUUGGCACUAUACGAUCGAUUCCUGGCCGAGAAAAAACGAGGCGAAAAAGAGGUAAUUCAUGUCGAACCUCCGUUUACGCCCGAAGAGUCGCAAGAGGUCCUCGAGUUCUUCAAGUCUGUCACGUCCGACUACUCUCAUGCCAAUGCUGUUUUGAAAACUCGCACCGUUGCCGUGUCCAUGUCAGGACUGGUAACGGAAUGGCGUCUGGCCAAGUUGCACGCGGUCGCCGAUGCGGUAAACCUGGAUGUCAUGAGCCCAUCGGAGCGCCUCCGCCGUCGACGAGCGGCUGCCAAUCCGUUUGUGGGCGUUCCAUUGCGGACACUUGCGAGCUUGCUCGGUCUCGGUAUCCCCUAUCUUUAUGUGGAGCAACCGGAUGGAAAGCGUGGUUGCACGAUGGCAUGUGAACAUGACCGGCUAAUCACGGCCUUCAAGUCGGCUCUAAUGCUAGGCGCCUCGGUCUCGUUCCUCGCCAUCCCCGACCUUGAAGAUAUCGCGCGCCUAGCAGGUGUUGCAGCUGCCUGCUCGCUCGGAAGUCUAGCCGCCGGAAUCGUCCGACUCCGAUUACCCUCGUUCUCGAGCGGGAAGGAAGGCGGUGAGGGGACUGAUGAUGAGGAGCAGGAGCCACGGCCGUCUGCGCUGCGUACAUUCGCGCGCUCUCUGCCGCUCGUGCUCUCUGCGUACGCAGGCUCGGCACUUGUUGCCGGGCUUGCAGCGUAUUCAUGGCGCGGGCAGGUGUCCACGGUGGACGAUCCUUUUACCGGGCUAUACCCUUACGAUUCGCGGAGCCAAGACUCGCUUGGGGGUCGCUGGCUUAGGAGCUUCGUGCGCGGCGACAGGGUGGUCGGAGACAAGCUCACCGGGUCUAGUUCGACUCUGGGGCACCUGGUAAACCAAAAUACUUGA